Microcebus murinus (gray mouse lemur) is the source of this 1876-nucleotide messenger RNA. RefSeq names its product cytohesin 2 (gene CYTH2). Lineage: Eukaryota; Metazoa; Chordata; Mammalia; Primates; Cheirogaleidae. Gene Ontology annotation, biological process: regulation of ARF protein signal transduction. The record is from RefSeq and is a predicted model, not a curated record. Gene Ontology annotation, molecular function: guanyl-nucleotide exchange factor activity.
GGCUCAGUUGACCUAGUCUCAUAGUGCCCGGAGCCCUUGCACAGGCGCAGUCCUUUCGCUCCACAUAGCUCCACCUCCAUGCCAUCCCUUUCCGAGGCUUCUCAUUGGAGGACACGUCCAUCAAAUGCUUUUAUUUGCUUUGGAGGCGGGGCCUGGAGAUUUGCCUGCACUCCAAUUGGUCCCACAGGCCGUCUACCUCCGGUCAGACAUGCCUACAUGUGCUCUUUGUGCGCCUAUUGGCCCUGGAGGACUAUCCUGUGGUGGCGGGGGCGGAGCAGACGGAAGGGCCCACCGUGGAUUGGACAGUGUCAAAAAGAGGGGCGGUCCCUACUGGCGGGGCGGUUGGGCGGCGAAGGCAGAGUCUUUUCAGCGCUGAGGACUGGCGCUGAGGAGGCGGCGGUGGCUCCCGGGGCGUUUGAGCGGGCUCACCCGAGCCCGCGGGCCAACGCGGAUCCAGGCCCGACCGGCGGGACCGCCCCGGACUCCCCGCGGGCCUUCCUAGCCGCCAUGGAGGACGAACCCCCAGACCUGACCCCGGAGGAGCGGAUGGAGCUGGAGAACAUCCGGCGGCGGAAGCAGGAGUUGCUGGUGGAGAUCCAGCGCCUGCGGGAGGAGCUCAGCGAAGCCAUGAGUGAGGUGGAGGGUCUGGAGGCCAAUGAGGGCAGUAAGACCUUGCAGCGGAACCGGAAGAUGGCAAUGGGCAGGAAGAAGUUCAACAUGGAUCCCAAGAAGGGCAUCCAGUUCUUGGUGGAGAAUGAACUUCUGCAGAACACACCUGAGGAGAUCGCCCGCUUCCUGUACAAGGGCGAGGGGCUGAACAAGACUGCCAUCGGGGACUACCUGGGGGAGAGGGAAGAGCUCAACCUGGCAGUGCUCCAUGCUUUCGUGGAUCUGCAUGAGUUCACCGACCUCAAUCUGGUGCAGGCCCUCAGGCAAUUUCUGUGGAGCUUUCGCCUCCCCGGAGAGGCGCAGAAGAUUGACCGGAUGAUGGAGGCCUUCGCCCAGCGAUACUGCCUGUGCAACCCUGGAGUUUUCCAGUCCACAGACACAUGCUACGUGCUGUCUUUCGCCGUGAUCAUGCUGAACACCAGCCUUCACAAUCCGAACGUCCGGGACAAGCCGGGCCUGGAGCGCUUUGUGGCCAUGAACCGGGGCAUCAACGAGGGCGGGGACCUGCCUGAGGAGCUGCUCAGGAACCUCUACGACAGCAUUCGGAACGAGCCCUUCAAGAUUCCUGAGGACGACGGGAACGACCUGACCCACACCUUCUUCAACCCGGACCGGGAGGGCUGGCUCCUGAAGCUGGGAGGGGGCCGGGUGAAGACAUGGAAGCGGCGCUGGUUUAUCCUCACAGACAACUGCCUCUACUAUUUUGAGUACACGACGGACAAGGAGCCCCGAGGAAUCAUUCCCCUGGAGAAUCUGAGCAUCCGAGAGGUGGACGACCCUCGGAAACCGAACUGCUUUGAGCUUUACAUCCCCAACAACAAGGGGCAGCUCAUCAAAGCCUGCAAAACAGAGGCAGACGGCCGGGUGGUCGAGGGGAACCACAUGGUGUAUCGGAUCUCGGCCCCCACGCAGGAGGAGAAGGACGAGUGGAUCAAGUCCAUCCAGGCAGCUGUGAGUGUGGACCCGUUCUACGAGAUGCUGGCGGCGAGAAAGAAGCGGAUUUCCAUCAAGAAGAAGCAGGAGCAGCCCUGACCCCCUGCCCCCAACUCCAUUAUUUAUUAGGAGCUGCCCCGCCUGGGUGGCCGGACCCCUGGGCUUGGGGCUGUGGAUCAUGGUUCCCUGUUUGGAAAAGUCACCAUCUCUAGCUCCUCAUUGUUAUUUGUAAUUAACAUGCUGUUGGUAAUCUUAUUAAUUAUUUAACCACUCA